Medioppia subpectinata is the source of this 603-nucleotide messenger RNA. The record is from the annotation of a GenBank genome assembly. Lineage: Eukaryota; Metazoa; Arthropoda; Arachnida; Sarcoptiformes; Oppiidae.
ACAGACGACUAUCGCUAUUAUCCGCGUACACUAGAGCUGGACAAACAGCUGCUACACCAACAGGGGGUGGACUACCUGUUCAUACCGGAGCACCAGGAGAUGUAUCCGGACGACUACCAGAUACAAGUGUCGGAGACGGGCGAUAUUGGCAACCAAUUGGAGGGCGAGCACCGGCCAGGGCACUUUACCGGCAUGUUGACCAUUGUGCUAAAACAUCUGAACGUCAUACGGCCCACCCAUUCGUACUACGGCGAAAAGGACUACCAACAGCUAUUACUAAUACAGAAAAUGGCCCGGGCACUUUUCUUGCCAGGGACUAUAGUUGGCUGUCCAACCAUUAGGUCGGAUACAGGUCUGGCCCUCAGUUCGCGUAAUAAUAGGCUGUCCGACGAGAGCCGUGAAAAGGCUAGUAAACUGCCGGUUGUGUUGAGGGACUCGUUGACCGUCGACGACGCCUACGAGCGCUUGACUGCACUCGGCUUUAAAGUGGAUUACGUGUGCGACCGAUGGGAGCGCCGGUUGGCCGCCGUAUGGCUGGACAGUGUCCGCCUUAUUGAUAAUAUAGCUCUUGAUAAGUUGGGCAAACUUGAGACUAGUGUCUGA